UUUCCGGCGGAAAACAUAAGUGCAGUUGGCGAAAACGCACAUCAAUGCCGCCGUACGCAUUAUUUGCUCGGCCGUUUUUCCGUUAACGUUUUUACCCAAUAAAAAUCCUACAACAUAUACUCGCAUACAAAAACGAACGCGUAUCCGUUUCCCGUUUGUGUAUGGGUUUCAUCACCUUUUACCACGCCGUUCGUCGAGAAACUUUGUAAAGUUGUUCCGCGUUAACCGGACGGAUUAUGGGUAUUGUAAUCCACCGUCCCCCAUUGAACACCGUUGCUCGAAAUUCGGCUUUCGGCACAUAAAAAUCGAACGGUUUUUGUUGAUCUACGUGCACCAACCACCGCGGUACCCGACACCGAUGAAACACGAAAUAAACACACCGUCGGGCACUGAUUUUUGUAAUGUAUUCCCGGUGUCUACGGUGGUAACGGCCACGAUAAUUUAUGGAGUUUAUUCAGAAACUUGUUUCACUGCACAAAGCCAGCCGGGUGGGGCAGUCGGUAAUAAAUAUAACUGACGAAAAACCAUGUCCCGAGAUUUUUAUUUCGAAGUUAAAACGGCAGCACGCGUACUGCACACGGUUCGAUUUGUUGUCAAUCGCUUUGAAAGAGGCCACAAUGAAAAUGUUUACACUGAAGUUCACAUUACGGGGCCAAACGACAAAUUUACAAUCAAAACAUUUUAAAUUGACAUGUGUAAUUGUUUAUUUUGACUUAAAUAUAAUAUACAAAUAAUUAUGAACAUAUAUGAUGUAUAUUUUUUUUGUUUCAAAAUUAUAAUUUUUUUAUAUCAAGAAAUUAUACAUAGGAAUAACAAAAAAAAAAAAAAAGUUUAACAAUACAAAUUUGCUAUAAUAUAAUAAUUUUUUUUAUUAACAAUGUUAUUUAAAUAUAUUUCGUAUAUGUGUAAAUAAUUGUUACAUAAUGUGUGUGAUAAACAUUAUUUCCUUUAUUGUAUUGCCAAUACAUAUAGUAUACAAUAUUGUAUACUACAUUCAAAUGCAUUUUGAGAUUUGAAUAGAAAAAAAAAAAACAUAGGAUUUAUCUUUAGUUAUGCACAAUAUAUAUAUAUUAUUAUAUACAGGAUAAGAAAAAUAAAACUAGUAUUAUUCGAGUGUCUUCUAACUUUUACAUUUUUACACAUUUUAUGUACAAGAAAAAUCAAUAUAUAUAUAUAUAUAUAGUAACCAGUAGAUUAAAAAUAACUUUUACUUUUUUUUUUUUUUUAAAAAAAAUAGUAAUAAUAACAAAAACAAACACUGAAGUCUGGAUGUUUUCUGAAGUUAGGAACCGACCGUGAAAAUCGGAGUACAAACAUUGUUACUACAACAACAGGCGCUUCAGUAGAGCCUAUAAACUUAGAAAUUUAAAAAAAAUUACAAGUAGUCUUACCAAUGACAAGCGCAAAACACAAAUCCUAUUGUACGAAUCGCGGGACAUUAAAAUAUUAUUACUUUAUAGUGAUGGAUAGUUAUAAUUCUUUGGAAAAUAAUUACAUUGAAAUACAAUGUCACAAAAUAUAAUUAGAGAAAGCUAAUCAGGUGGAGGAUAAAAAAAAAAUAACUAAUGGGAAAAAUAAAUUGGUUAGAAGUAAGAUAUUGGAAUCCUUUUUUUUUUUUCAACCCAAAGAUUGGUUUAUAAAAUUUUAUUCACAACAAAUGCCUUAUCUAUGUUUCCUAGUCGUUUUGUAAUACCUUAGAGUUCCAUGUAAGAAAUGACUGCUGCAUUUUCCGCUCUUAGCUAAUAUAUAUCAUUCCAAGUCUUCCUCUUGAACUUGUUCUUUCAAUAAAUAAUCAGUGUAAUUUUUCUCCAUGUCUUAUUUUUAUUUUAGAGUACCUAUUAGUUUUUGUUUCUCUUUAAUCUUUAAUAAAAUGUUUUCUUUUAAGUCAGACGUAUUUUUUACAUCAUUAUCCAAAACCACAUUUCUAGAACCUCUAAUAGAUUCUUUUAUUUUUUAUUUAUAUUCAGUGUCUUGCAUUCACACAAUGCUACAUUCCAAACAUACGUUUUUAUAAACUAUUUUUUAGUGUUUGAGAGUACAAUAGAAUCAAAGAACAGUUAGACUAUGACGAAUACAGUUUUUGGAAAAAACAAAGGAUUAUCGGAAAAUAGUUAUGAUGAUAACGACCAAAGGUCUGUAUAACAGAAAACAGAAACCCACAUUACAUUUUCCUGUUGUAAAAUUCAUCAAAUAAUGUGUUAAAGGUAAAGUCGACAUAAAUUUUUCUAAACAAAACUUUGACGAGUCAUCUCAUAUCGGAUGUACACAGGGACAACAGGUGAGAGGAGAUAUCCUGGUGCAUGAUGUUUGCAGAUGACGUAAGCAAAGAUCUGUAAUAAAUUAACAAUAGACUUGAGAAAUGGAAUACACUUGAAAGAAAUGGAAAAGGAUAAGUAGAAGUAAAACAGAAAGAGUUCGCAGGAAUAAGAAAUCAGGGAGCCGUAACAAUAAGAAGAAUCUAAGUAUCAAUGAUGCGAUACAUGGAUGAUAUAGUGUUGUUAGCUACAUCUGAAUAAAAUACAAAAAACGGCACUUUAUUGAAACGGAUAAGUACUGGUAUGCAGAAAACAGAAUAUUUAGGAAGCGUAAUAAAGGCAAUUCAACUUAAAAGUAAACUAAUAUCAAAAAAAAAUGUAUAUAAGGAACAAAGAAAUGUCUAAUUAAAACAUAUAUUUGGAGUAAAAUAUUAUAUGGCAGCAACGGGGAUGGCUAAACAAAAGAUGAAAAUACUUCAGAAGAAAUUAAAAUGGACUGCUAGAAUUAGUAAAAUGAAAUGUUGCUAAGUAAUUUGAGUCAAAAGUUACGCUAUAUGCUGAGACACAACGAAAAACUCUAUAGCUUUAUACUGUAAGGUGAGGAAGGCAAAAAACGUAUUACAUAAGUCAACAAAUUAAAGAUGCAAGAGCCGAUUCAUAUAAACAAUUCAAGGAUAAGACACAUGCAAAAGAAUCACAGAGAGAACAUUUAUUGUGAACCAAUCUAUGGAUUGAAUAGUAACAAAAAAAAGAAUUAUGUUUAUAAUUUUGUAUGAAAUAGUUUCAUGAAAAUUAUUUUCAUUCAGUUCAAUUUUAACGUUUUCAGAUUCAAGUAUAUUAUUUUCCAUAGUAUUUAAUACUCGGAGUUAUGGUUUACAAAAUAUGCGAAUUUUUGUCAUUUUUUUUUUUUUUAUGUAAUUAAGUAUGCACACUCUCAUGGUGAUAACUAUUCGUAGGCGGUUCUAACAUUUUCAGCAUCUAAUACACCUAACCACCAUCGUUUUAAAAUUUAUUAUUGGAAAAAUAGAAGGUAAUAUAUUUUUGUAUACUAAUUCAAACUUACAUACACAUAAUUCACGAAGAAAAAAAUUAUAUAAUAUAUACAAAAAACCAUCAAAUAUAUGACAGGUAAAGACAAAUGACAAAUUAAAAAAAAAAAAAAAACUUAACAAUUUUAGUCCUUUGUAUAUUUUUCAAGAAUUAAUCAAAUAUUUAUAUUUUAAUUAUUUUUCAUUUAGGAUUUGCUAAUGAAGGGAUAUUUUAUUAAUUACAAAUGAAACCAUUUUUAUUAAAAAAAAAAAAAAAAAAAUUUUAUAAAAUAAAAGUAAAACUGAAAAUGCAUUUAAACUCAGUUUACUUUUUUUAAAAAAAGAAUAAAAUCAGUUAUUUAAGUACAGAGUAUGUCAAAUAAUGUAAGAAAAAAAAAAAAAAAAAAAAAAACAUUCCUUAAUUUAUUAAAAAUGAUAAUGAAUAAAAUAUAUUCUCUCAUAUAUAUGAGAAAAAAAAAAAAAUUAAAAUAUUGUAUUCAAUUCAAUUUAUUGCAGAGCAUUAAAAACUAUCUUAAUACCUAUUGACCAAGUAUUUUCAAAAUAAUAGUAUCAAUUACUAAUUUAUUACCUAAAUAAUACAAUUAGAAAAAAAUAAAAUCAAUAAAACUUUUUUUUUAUUUUACCCGAAAAUUAACUAUUAAAACGUGCUGUAAUAAAAUGCUGAAAUUGUCAGACUAGAAUAUUUUCUUUAAACUGUUAAUGAAUGCAUGUUGGCAAUAAUAAAUGUUAUAGAACUAUAUGAAUCUAUUCAUAAGUUUUUUUUUUUACAAAUGAUAUUAACUUUUUACAUGUGUAAUUUUAUUUUUAUCUUCAAUUAUAAUAGUAAAUAUUAAAUACUAAAUAAUAUACAAUAUAUUUUACAAAACAUUUUUGAAAUACAAAAAUUUAAACUUAAAGAUGAAAAUAUUUAACGUGGUUUGGACCAAUAACGACGAUUAUUAUUAUUAUUAUACCUGUUUUUCUUAUAUCCUCCAUUAUUGCCAUUAGUACCGCUGUGUCGAUAUCCAUUGCUGUUGUACGACCUAUAAUUAUUUUUGGAUCUACUCAUCCAGGUGAUUUUAUUUCGUCCCAUUUUACCAUUAAAUUGAUUUAACUGAUUGUGUAAAGUUUGUAAAGCAGACGAACCACUAUUUCCAUUUGUAUGUUGAUUUUUAUUAUCAAAUUUCUUCUUUUUUACCUGCAACAGAUACCAUAUCAAGAAUAAAUUUGUUGUCUGUUAGGUAAAAUAAAGUAGCAACAAUCUCUAAAUAAAAAUAAAGCUUAUGUUAAAAUAUUUAAAUAAUUUAAAGCAACUAACCAGCGCUCACUUUUUAUUAGCUCGACCAUAGAUGAUAAAAUAAUUUAUUAAUUAUUAUAAUUGUAAUAAUAAAAUAAAGUUGUGUUUAAUUCUAUUAUUAAAAUACUUACAACUCCUCUGUCAAAAUCUUCAUUAUAUUCAUCAUCAAUAGAGCGCUUUAUUCCAUUAUUUUUAUCUUUUUCAACUUCUCGAUCCACAAAGCUUUUUUCACCAUUCCAAGUUUUCACUAAAAAUUAAAUAAUAAUAAAAUAUUUAUUAAUACAAUUCUUUAAUAAUCAUUGAAUUUUCUGAAAAUUAUUUACCAUUUUUCAGACUAAACAUUAUUUGAUUAAUAUAUGUUUAAAUAGAAAUUUGUAAGUCAUUCAGAUGUGUGGAAAUAUAAUCAACAGCAUCAUAUUAUAAUGCUGAUAGAACUUUUAAAACUUUUAUCACAUUAUGGAUAUGAAAAAUCAAUAUUUUAAGAUUAUAUUUAAUGUUGUUCAAAUUUAGGAGAUAUUCUUAUUCAAAAAUUCUACAAAUUUGUUUAGUAUUAGAGUCAAGAGCAAGUUUUAUAACUACACUUAAUGAAUGCCAAUUUUUUUUAAACCACAUUUAGAAAUCAAACAUAAAUGUGAUUUUUGAAUAGGCCUUGCCGUGGCCAUAUUGUGUUGAAUGACAGUAUUUUCGCUGAGCGGAUCCAGGGCCACCCGAAGAAGGUGAUCAUUGAGUACGUUAAGGCGCUUAAAAAAAGUUGUAGUGAAGUCGAUCUGAAGAUAUAAUAAGCAUAUUUUGUUAUGCAUGUGGAAUUCACUGGUUCAAAAAGUUCACACUUUUCAUAAGCGCCUAUAAAUACAUACUUGAUAAUGUAAGGUUCAGCCCCAAACCCUAAAACUCAAAAUUAUUUAUAUUUUUAAGGAACGAAUAUUUACGAUACUAAAGUAUCAAUAAACUAAAGCCAAAACUGGGAAGUUUAGUUAAAUUUAGUGUUAUAAAAAAUGUUAUAUUAAUCUAGUUUAUAAAUAUAAAAUGAUCCAUUUAAGUGUCUUUUAAAAGAAUAGAAUACUAGAUAGUUUGAUAAGUAUUGAAUAUUUUAAAAUUUUAGAUACACUCUUUAAAAUUGUAUACAUUUAAAUUUGUUCACCCUUAAUUUUGGGAAUGAACCUGUUGAUGAGAUAUUUCACUUUUAAGUUUGGGUAGCUGAGAGUAGUUGAACACAGUUGUACCACCACACAGAUGAUGCUUCACUACUCUUCCCCUAGUCAAACUUAUUAGUUUAAUUUUUUUCAACCGGUUGACCAAACUUGUAUUUAAACUAAAAAAAACAUCAUCCAUUUAAAGAAUUUUCAGUGUAGGUUGCUACUUGAAAAUCUAAAGAAGAUAAUGGUUUCACCUAAAAAUAAGGGCGACAAAGAAUUACAGUAAAAUAUUAUUUUAAAGCUGCUUAUUUUUGUAAAUAAUUAAGAUAAUAAAAAAAUAUUUUUCAACACAUCAAAUGUAGACACUUAAAUAUAUAAAAAUAAUAGUUAAAUAUCAUACCAGGGCCAGUAAAGAAAUUUUACCACAUUUACAAAUUUGUAUGUUAAAAAGUACAAAUAAUAAAUCAAUUCAACCCCAAUAUCCAACAAAAUAAUAAUUAAUUUCCUAUUAUUUAUUUAUUGUAAUGGGUCAAAUAUAAUAUUUUAGAGACAAUUAAUUUGUAGUCAUUGAGUAAAAUAACAACUUUUAAAAUAUAUUUUGUCAUAUAAAAAUGUGUGUACAUUAUAUUAAAAUAAUUUACGGUUAAUUUAUGUUUCAGAUAGGAGCGAAAAACAAUAUUACAUGAUAUCAUGUAAUUACUCAAAUGAACUAAAUUGAAAUCAUUUACAUAAAUGAUAUAUAGUUAAAAAUUAACUGUGCAGUUAACUAGUUAAAAUUUAUAAAAUUUGAUUUACUUAAAAAUCAAAUAAAACUUAAAUACUUCAGAGGUGGGUGGUGAUAACAUGAUUGUCAUCAAUAUAAAUCAGAUUAGUAUUUGAUAAAUUUCUCAUCAUAAGUUAUUUGUAUUUAAUAUAAAUAAAUUACAUAACCAAGAGGAUUUUUCAUAAUAGUCAAAAAAUUAGUAGAUAUUUUAUUCCUGGGUAUUUGUGAUAGAAAGCAAAUGGAGGGAAUACUGUUGUCACAAUUACUUUUAUUACUUAUAAUAAGAUCUUUAUUUGUCCCAUUCAUAGUAAUAUAAACACAGGUGUGUCAUAGACUUAUACAUAGGGUUUUAAAAAAAUAGUUCAUUUGUUAUUCUUAGUUUUUAAGUAAUGAUUACAUAUCCAACAUAAAUGUAUGCAUAGUCAUAUGGAUAUACAGUGUUUUUCCGUGUUCGAUGGAUUUUUCUAGCGCUGUAAAUAUUAUAUUUUCUAUGAUUCUUUUCUUUUUCAAUUGGUUUGUCUUCGAGGGGGAUAUCGGUAUGGGGAAAAAUUAAAUUUUUAUAUACAUCCCCUAAACACAAAAAAAAUAAUAACUAUAUUUAUUUUAGUACAUUUUCAAAAUAGCUAUUUUGUUAAAAAUAUUAUUUUUACAAUUUUAAUGUAUCAUACAUUCAUAUCUAAUUGUUUUUUAACUAUAGCAGUUUUAAUUUCUACUAAUUAGGUAUGAAAACAAUUAAUAUUCAAUAAAAAGUAAAAAAUUAUCAUACUGAUUGUCAUUCUUUAUCACAUAAUGUGUUAUUUUUAUCAAUAUUAAUUGUUUUUCCGACUAUUUUCUAGGAAUUAAAACGGCUAUAACUAGGAAAUUAUUGUAUAUGAAUGUGUGAUAAAUUCAAAUUUUUUGAAUACAUUUUUUUUUACAAAAUGGCUGUUUUGAAAAUUUCCUGAAGCGAAUAAAUAAAGUUUUUUUUUUGUGUGUUUAGAGGAUGAAAAUAGAAAUUUAAUUGUUCUCUAAAUCAAUGACCUCCUUAAAGACAAACAGAUUGGAAAAAAAAUUAACCUAACCUAACAUAGUGCUAGAAAAGUCGGCGAACACACCAUAUAUAUUGCAAACACUAGUAAAUAAAAAGUUUGAAUCAAAAUAGUUUUCAUUUGAAAUAUUUAUAAAUUAAUAUUUUCUUUAAAAAUAUCUUAAGAAAUUUCAUUAAUCAUUUAGUCGGGAAGUUAAAGGAGACAUAUUAUAAUCAAAUUUACAAGGUUAUCAUAAAAUAAUCUCUAAACAAUUUUAUAUAAAACCUUUAUUGUAUUUUUAAAGACUUUUCUAAUGAUACUUCACAAUGUACGAAACAAACAAAUUUUUGUCUGGCAUUGCACGUUCAUGCGACAUUAAUAGAGUUCUCAAUAAGUCAAACCAUGAUUAAUAAUCUUACAAUAAUCAAGUAGUGUAAUUAUUAAUACUAAUGUUAAAAACUAAUCAUAUCAACAAACUUAUCACCAACACUAUGAAACUUGCUCUAAUUAUUUUGAACAACUCAUACAAUCAAAAAUACACAAAUUUCAGUCAGAACAAAACAGAAUACUCCUUCAAGAGAACUAACCGGCACAACUGAUUAGGUCACAAUAGAAGUCUGAAUUUUUUGAAAAUAAAAAAAUAAUUUAGUAAGUACCAAACUUAAACUUAACUAAUAAAUAUCAGUGAACUUAUAAUGAAUAGAAGUUUACACUUAUAAACUUUAUAGUUUUAAUAUUUUAAAUAGACUUUGACGAUGUGAAAAAACAAUACCAAGGACUAAAUGUUACCAAGAACGAAAAAUCCAUUUAUAAUAUUAUAAAUAUACUUCUUCAGAGGUGGGUGGUGAUAAUAAAAUUGUCAUCAACAGUUAUCAGUUAUAAUAAAAUAAAUACAUUUUUCAUCACAAGAAGCUUACAUUUUAAUAAUGUGAAAUUAUGACCCAAAUAAAUGACUCUCAUGAAGAUUAUCAUUACCAUAAAUCUAAACUUUUAAUAAAUAAAUAAAAUAAUGUACAUAAAAUGCUUAACAUUAUUGAUAUGCUGUAAGAACAAAAUAUUGACCACAUAGAAGUCAAUUUAGAUUGGAUUAGAUAAUUAGUAUCAUAUAAAAAUAUAAUGAGAAAAAAAUGUAUUAAUUGUUAUUAUUUUUUUUCUAAUUUAUUUGACUAAAAAAAAACGGCUAUAUUUUAUCGUUCGGUAUGUUGGGCUGUAAACAGAAAAUUAAAACAAAGAUGAGGAUGUUAAGUGGAGUGACAAAAAAAAUAGGAAAGAGAAUGAGUGCAUAAGAGAUAGGUUAGAUGUGGCUUCAAUGGUUAGAUCAGUGGUUUCCAAAAUCACUGAAUUCCAGAAUCACCAGUUGCGAUGAUUCGCUUGUUAAGUAUGAAAUCAUAACUCAUAUGUUUAUGACUCAUCAAUUUUGUUAUUAGUUUUAAUUUUGGGCAAAAAAUUAAAAAAUGACAAAAAAAAGGCACAGUGUCGUCGUGAAAAUGUUGUGAAAAGCAAAGCGUAGUGAUCAAAAUUUUUUUGAAAACCACUGGGUUAAAUAGUUUGGGAAUAGCACGAGGAGAGUGAAAUCAGAAGUAGUAAGAAUUGUAAUGCAAAUAGAUGUAGAAGGAAAGAAGGAGCUAGGAAGACCGAAAAAGUUAGUUAGAUGUGAUUGAGAAUGAUGAUAUGAAGACGAUGUAGAGGAACAAGUGAAAGUUUAGGACUAAGGUAGCCAGCCUUAAAUAGUUGGGAUAAAGGCGAAGGAGAAGGCUUCACUAAAAAAGGAAACAUAUUAUUUAAUAUAAUUUAUUAAGGACAUCUACAAAAAAAAUAUGAAAUAAAUAAAAAUCAAUGAACUGGCCCGGAUAAAAAAUAAAUAGAUUAUAUGUAAUUAAGUUUGAUUAUCUAUUAAUGAUAUAAAUCCUUUUAACAAAAGAUAUAAUUUAAUUUAAAGAAAAAACAAUUCAAUUUUUGUGUUUAUAGAUAAUUGGUUGUAAUAGUUAAAUUAAAAAUUAUAAAUGUAUUGAAAAUAUAGCAGUACUAUAUCCAACUAACUGCCACAGUUAUGGCUUUAGUUCAAAAGCUAUUAUAGUAUGAUUAAUGCAUAUAUGAAAAAAAAUAAUCUAUAUUUACCAUCGCCACCAAAACCCAAAUGUGUUCUUGACUUCAAACUGUCUUUAAAACUGAAUCCAUUAGAUUUACCAUUAAAAUUAGGUUGAAAUUCAUUGGAUAACUUAGGCCUAUAAUAAGUAAUAAUAAUAAAUUACCCAUUUAUUACAACAAAAUCAAAAAAUAUAUAACAACAAAUGACUUACCAGGUUUUGUUUCCAUUUAAGAGUUUAUAAAUAUUUCCAUUUGUUACCUUACCACUAAAAAAAGAAAGUAUUUAAAGUUAAACAGAUUAUUAUAAAAUUGGAUAUAUUAAUUAUUAUAGUGCAUAAAAACUUACCAAAUUUUUUCCUCAAGAGAACUAUUUCCAUUUGUUUUACAAUCGCUUGGUGACUUAAUUCUGUUAAACAAGAAAAUAAUAUUAAACUAUAUAAUGAGUUUAUCAAUGUUGUUCCAUAUGAAUAUGUUUAGUGUCAUAAGUAAUAUUUAUGUUACAGGUAUUAGCGCACACAAAAUACAAUCGACCUUUUUUUUUUAUACUCUCACAAGAUUCACUUAAGAGGUAGAGAUGGCAAAAAAUAUAUCGACAUACCCUUAUUAAUAAACAUAUAUUUAAUUUUUUCACUAUAUCAGUAUGAUAGUGUUAUCACUGUCAAAUGCAACGAGGUGUUUAUGUAUCUGUGUGACUUAAAUAUUUCCAAUUUUAAAUUACUUUGAAUAUGUUUAUAGUAAUUAGUAUUUAAUAAUAGCACUGCAUAAUAUAAUUUGUUUUUGAUAAGUAAUUGCAUUAUUCAAUAAACAUAAUGUGAAAAUUACUCAUACAACAAAAUGGCGGAAAACUUAUUGAUAUAACAAUCAGUCAUCUAGUAGUUUUAUAUAUCUAUGGAUCUAACUAAAUUAAAAAAAAUAAAUUAAGGAUUAUUCAAUCACAAAAUAACACUUUAAUAAUUAAUCAAGAAAAGAAUUUUCAAAUCAUUGAUAUUUUUUGCAAAAAUAUAUCAUCAUAUUGAUAUAAUAAUUUCCGAUAUAUAUCAGACUCCUAAGACCAAUUUUGCCAUCCCCACAUAGAAUACAUUGCAAUAAUUAAGAAAUUUCAUCACUAUGUAUUAUAAAAUAACUUUGCAUAAUUAAAAUUCACUGAAAAACUAACCCAUUAUAAUUGCAAUGAUCAGACCGAGCCUUUGAUUUAAUAUUGUCUGAUUCUGAAAUUCCAUUUUCACGACGACGAUUCUUUUUAUCCGUAUCUUUUCCUUCAAUUAAAUGAAAUACUUUAGAAAUAUUAAUUUCACAAUCAUCUUUAGGAGGUCUAACUAAACAUUUUUUGUUAGAUUCAGGUUCAGUUUCAAUUUCUGGAGGUUCUUCAUCUUUAGGUUUAAGUACUAAACAUUUUCUUAUUGGUAGAAUGUUUUUCUCUCGUUCAUAAAGGGGAGGAGAAUCGUCAUUUAGCGGUUUUAAUACCAAACACUUUUUGGGGAACACUUUAUCAGUCAAAUCGAGUCUCGGCGCUGAAAAUUUUUUAUCUGGGACUUUUUGAUCUGUUGUAUAUUUUGUUUUAUUUUCUACAACUAAUGAACUACUACUUCCAGUAUCAUUAUCAUCAUCAGAAUCAUAGUAAGGUACUAAUGUGUUAUAUAUUGUCAUUGGUUUAAUAGUAUUUAAAGAUACUACUGUUUUAUUACUAGAAUUCGAAGAUGGUUCAGACUGUUUUUCUUUUUGCUUAUGCUUCAACCUGAAUUAAAUAUAUAAUGUUUAGUAAAAUUCCAACAAAUCAUAAAAGAUCAUAAACAUAAAAAGCAAACCAAAGUAAAUGUUUUACAAUAUACUUACAGAUUACUAACAUUUGAAUUCCAUUUAUCAUAUAUUUGUCCUCUUUUGUCUUUAUUGUUAUUAUUUUUUUUUAUUCCAUUCAAUUGGAAUUGUUUUGUGACACCAUUACUCUUGUCUAUAUUUAGACACAAAAAUAUAAAAUUAUAAUAAAUAUAAAAGAAGUACCCAUUACUGCAAAUUUAAAAUACAUACUCGUGAAAAAUCCAUUUACUGGAGAUUUACAACUUGAAGUGGAUGAUACAGUUGAUGUCUUAUUUUCAAAAAUUGUAUUACCUGAAUUUACUAGUGGUUCAAGUUCAUAAAAUAUAAUAUACGAAUCAUUGCUUGUUGAAUAAUUUUUAAAAUUUGUCGCAUAAACCUUUAAAUAUAUUUAAAAAAAGCCUAUUAGACAUAAAUACAAAACCUUAGAUAAUAUUAUACAGAUACAUACAUUUGAGUCAUUAAAAUAAUAGUAUGAUCCAGAGGAGGUUAGUCCAAGAGCUGUAUAAUGUCCACUAUUUAGACUUGAACCGUAAUGUAUUACCAUCGAGACUAAAUGAUACUUCAAUGGUCGAGCAUUAGUUUUAAAUUUAUGGUGGUCAAAUAGAUAAUUGGAUAAAUCUAAUCGUUCAUUGAUUUGUAUAGGUUUACUGUUUUUAUUUCCACCAAAUCCACCCAUGCUAACGCUGUACCUGUAUGUUAAGUGGAAGAAAUUGAAGAUUAUUUUUGAAUAACAACUAUUAAAACAUAAUUUUAAAUGAAUUAAAUUUUACCUUUUUAACUGAAUACAUAAUACAUUAGGAGCUUUUUCAAUAGAAAACUUUUUAUCAGCAGCAACUUGCCGUCGACAUCUCUCACACACAUAUGAUUCAUCUAAAGGUUCUUGUUCAAAAUAAUUAUCUAAAGCGGCAUUAACAUUAUCAGAAUGCCUUAUAUCAAGAAUGAGAUCUUGGAAAUGUUGAAAUGUAGUCGAUAUGUGCCCACAUUUCCCACAAGUUACUAAAAUUAAAAAUUUAAAUUUAAUUAACAUCAAGAUUUAAUUUAAAAAAGUAGAACAUACCUUCAGUUCGGAUAUAACCACCAAAUAUUUGAUUAAUUGGUGUGGUUUCUUUAGAAUAAAUAUCUAAACUAAAUAAUUAAAUAAACAAUAUUAUAAUUAAAUUCUUUUAUGAUUUGUAAUUAUUAAUAAAGAUCAUGUAACUUACGAUUUAGCAGCAUGUCCUAAACCAGACAAAUAGCACCUUUCCAUACUUUCAAUGAGGUAACGUAGAAACUCAUGGGCAUCCUCUUGACGGUUUGUCGACAAAUGUUUACAUAUUACUGAAAAUUAAAAUAGUUAUUACUUGCCUAUAAACAACAUUAAUAAUAUUUUAAAUACACACAAGAUAGACGAUUAGUUAUAAUGGAUGCUUUAAAGCUCGAACCAGUUUGUUUUUGAGACAUUAAAAAUGUAUCGCUAACCAUACAGACAAUGCAAUCCUUUUGAAAUCCAUCUAACAUUAAAAUAAAAGUAUAUAUUAAUACAUUUAAAUGAUUAUACAGUAAUAAUAUAAUAAUAAAUUCAAUUCAAUAUUUAAUAAUAUAAAUAAAAUAUUAUAAUUCAUUUCAAAGUUAAAAAUAAAUCACCAAUGUAUAAUGAAAAAGUUUAAGUGUCAGCACUUGUUUGGGAAUUAAGGCUUUGAUAUUUUGCUUACUUUUUUGUUGACAAAUUUUUUGGUGUUGUUCAUCGUUCAUUAACCAAUUAGUAAAUGCUGGAAUAUGGAAUAAUGCCUGAAAAUAAUUAAAAACUAUCAAUAACCAAACACUAACAAUGAGUGAAUAUGAAAGUUAAAAACAUUUAUACAUACUUGCAAUGUAGAAUUGAUGUAGCAUAUUACACCUGAAUUAUCUAAACCAGAACCAACUGACAUUUUUUUAUCUUGCCAUCCGAGUUGUACACGUUCGGGAGGAAACAAUACAACUUUUGGUUUAGGUAAAUGUGAUAUUUUAUUACAAUCCCCAUUUAGCCUUUCAUUUUUUUUAAUUAUAUCUUUUUUACUACAACCAUUUUGUAAUAACAUGAUACAAUUGUUUUUCAUUUGUGAUAACAUGGAUGGUUUAUGUUCCAACAUUUCAAAUUCUAUAUUUUUAUCUAAAAUUCUACUUGUUGGUAUAUAUAAAUAACUAGAAUGAUCGUCUGCCACAGUAUGGUGAGUUCUGUGGUCAGUAACUUUACUAGAAAGUGAAUGAAAUAAGGCUGAACCUAUUUGAUUGCUGGCGGCUGGCAUUGUAAAUCCAACUCAUAAUUUGCGUAAUUGAAUUAUCUAAAAUUUAACAACACAGUUAGGUAUUUAUUAGUUACAUUUCUUAAAAAGUAAAAUUGUGUUAAGAAGAUACUACAAAUGCAUAUUUUGUCUUUGUCUUACAAAUGCACAACACUAUGACAUUGCAAGGUAUUUGCAUUCAGUAGGGACAAAUUUGGGCUUUUAGUUAUAAUUUUGGAGUGUACCAAUAAUUAUCAAAUUUAAAAGUAAAAACAUUCUCUUUUUUUUCUCGUUAUUUUAACUUAGAAGCAUGUUAUAAGAAGUUUUAAAGUGUACAUAAUAUAUCGCAUAUUUAUCUUGCUUAAAAAUUUUAAAACCGACAAAAAAUAAAAUGUUCUUACAUUUAAGUUUGAUAGGUCAAUGUAUUUUGUUCAUUCUAAUAUUGAAACUAACAACACAAAGUCUGCUCAACUCAAAUUUGCUAUAGUGUAUGUUUGUAAGACGUAGACAAUAAAUGCAUUAUGUAGCUUAGUAUACUCUUAAGCAUUUUUGUGUUUAACUUGAAAAAUUGUGUUUACUUAUCAAUAAUACUAACAUUAACAGAAUCUACAAUGACUAUAAUAUAUUUACCUAACUCAUUUGUAUACUUGCAAUACCUAUUUCAGAUAAAUAUAAAAAAAACUGUCCUAGAAUGAGAACGGGUGCAGUUACUGUUGGAAAUUGGGAAGCUACGGUAUAGAUGGGAAUUUAAUGUAUAUCUGUACACAACAUGAUUAAUCAUUGUUAACGAAAAUAUGAUUCUGAGCAGAAUUAGGUUGAUAGUGUUGCUUUAUCAACAAUAUUAAAUCAUAGUAUAAUAGUUAAAAAUAAAUUUAACAUUUUUUUUAUUUUAUAAUAUUUGUUUAAUAUUGUACCUUUUUCCCCGUUUUUUCUCAAUUUUUCUAAGUUUUUCAAUUUGUUGGAAAAUUCUUAAAAAAAAAAAAAAAAUCAAAAAAUGACUUUCCUAGAGUACCACCCCAGUUAGAUUUUCUUUCAGAAAAAUGUUAUCAUUGUAAAUUGGAUCAAAAUUUCUGGAAGAAAAGUUGUCAACAAAAAAAAAAAUAAACAUUAUUGUAAAAUCAAUACAUUCCAUUCAGAAUCUGAAAUACAAACAGGCAGUCUCACAUGUAUAAUUUGGCCAUAUACCUACCUAAUAUUAUUCAUAAAAUUAAAGCUGCGAUUUCAAUGCACUUUGCAGUAUUUUGAAUUUUUCAAAGCUUGCUUUGUCAAGUUUUGUUACAAAUUUCACUUUAUUUUUAUUAAAUAAGAGUAAGACAUUUUUUAUAUUUUAAGACAAUUUUUUUCAUUUUUUAGAGCUUUAUUUAUUUUAUCCUUUUUGGGGGUUUUAAGGAGCACACUACAUUCCCAGACCUUAUUGUAAAUAAAGCUUAUCAAUAGUAUUUGGUCCCAAAAAAAUAAUGAAACCAAAGAACAUGAGUGCAAAACUAAUGAUAAUUCAAAUAAAUUUUACAAUUAAACAGACAUAGUAGCAAUAAUAAAGGGUAAAAGGAUUGGAUGGGCUGAGUAUAUUUGGCACACAGAAGAAAAACUGUUAAACAAAAUAACUUCUUGGGUACAGGAUAAGAAGAAGCCCUAGGGACGACCUAGACAGCAGUGGCAUGCUCAAAUACAUGAGAACCGGAGUUUGAUAAGAGUAGAGAAUAAUGGGAAUAAGUGGUAAUUGCGGCUAAUGGGCUAAAUGAUUAGUAUUAUGCUAUUUAAAAAAAAAUAAAUAAAUUGAUAAUUUUAUAAUUUGUAGGUAUAUCUGGUUUUAUAUUAAUAGAAACUAAAGAAUAAGGUAAAUAUUAUAUAUGAUUAUGUGUGGUUAAAACACUUUUUAUAAAACCUACUUAAAUUGUUUAAAGCUUAUAAUAGAUAAAUAAAUAGUUCAAAAAUUAUUUUCAUAUCAAAUUUAAUGAUAAAAGUUAUGGGUAAAUUAUUGUACUUUGAUGAAUCUGGUAUUUUUCUACGAUUUUAUCAACCAAUCCAAACAUUGUUUAUUCAUUUUAUUGUAUAGUAUAUACAAGUCAUGGUUCAAUCACCAAUUCUAUUAUCUAUGCUCUAUUUUACGUAAGUACACAAAUUUCAACAGAAUAUUAUUUGUCGAUGACGUCCAUAUGGAAAAUCGAUAAUUAGUCAUAAUGCUCAUUAUAAAAAAAAAAAAAAAAAAAUCGGUCUAAGGUACACUCUAUGGAUACGACAUAUGUACCGAUUAUAUUUUGAUAAAUAAAAUAUGUAUUGGGGCCACGCACGUUUCAAACCAUAUAAAACCGCUUUGUUGUCGGUUUAACCGUUAUAAAAGAUGUGCGAUAAAUCCGGAUGAAUUAUUAAUAUAAUAGCAUUGGGCAUUAGAGUCUCUUUCAGAAGUUUUGUCGUUGUCGGCGAACCGUGAGCGAUGAGGACCCGAGGCGCUAUUAUCACAUGGUCAACACGAAGGCGAAGGCGGCACAAGGUUAGGUAUGCAUAGAAUAGCCGUGAAUGUAGGUACGUCAUAUUUACGAGAUACCUACAACAUCCGAAAGUGACGAUCGCUCGAGAAUUUCGGCGCAGAGCUGAUUGAUCAUGUCAAGUUUGCAUUAGCUGGCGUAAAUGGACGGAUUAUUAUGAACAUGCCGUGCCGUUGUCCAACCAGCCACUCGGCGAAAUCGCGCCAAAGUUCCCCCCCAAAAAAAGACGACACUUAGUGUGCACAGAGCGACAGCACAAAGGUAUAAAAUGUAUACAAUAUUGGAUAUAUCGAACGACAUAAUAUUGUACUAGACAUACCAUGUUUUAUUGUUUUAUAUUAAUGUUUUUAUUUUUUUUUACUCACGUUGAAUCCAGGGCAGCAGAAAUGUGUUGUGUAAUUGGUCUGUCGUGUUCAUGUAUAAAACUAUGAAAGUAAAAAAAUUAUAAAUAAAUAACUAUAAAAUACACUUUGUAUACUAUGUUGUUACGGUAUAGGAGUAAAAAUGAAAAUAAUAAAAAUUAAUUAAUUAUAUGUAUUACACAGAGGGACUGCAGACUUCACCGAUUUUUUCCGACUGUAAAAUAACCUGAAAACAUGUCCAGAUUCACAGAAGACAGGAGCCGCCUGUGAGCAGACACUGUACGGCAGAACUGCACGGAAUCCUAUUGCGGGUAGCCAACUGUAGCCAAUCAACACAGGUCAUCGUCGUGGAAAUCAUGGCAGAGAAAAACGACACCAGUCUCGGAAGUCUUGUUCAAAGUGAAACAAAAACAUGUUCAUAUCCUUAUCGUUAAAUGCGGUGUUUCGACAUGACAUUUUUCUAUGCUCAUUUCGCGUUGUAAAACGAUAAUUCCUACGGUACAAAAACUACAACGCUGACGACGUAUUACAUCAUGCACGUGAUCCACUCUUCCAUGAAAUGACGUCAGACAACCAAGAAUUUUAAAGUAGAAAAAUGUUAAAUGAUACGUAUCUAUCAGAGAUAAAUAUUAUUGUUUACCAUUGAGAUAGAUAAACAAUUGUUUAUCAUAUUUAUUUCUUGUAUUGUAUAUUUAUUAUUUAUGGUUCCCGUACAAUUAUUAAUUAGAACGUUCAAGAAAUAUUCAUCAAAAAUCAUACCUAUUCGUACCAGGAUUAUUGGAUUAACCAACUUCGAUAAAUGCUGUUCCGUAUCAGGAGUGCCUAUCAAUGAAUCAACGAUCAAUAAUAACAGUCUACUAUCAUAUAGUAUUCUUAUUUAUUUUAUAGUUAGUACCACGAUUAAACAUUUUUAACUUGUGUAUUAUUUUAUUACCAUUGAAUUUAUACCAUGGACUAAGAUAUCAAUUUGUUAAUAGGUCUAUGCUUGCUAUUUAGAACUUCAUGCAAUUGGCGCACGUAAAGAUUGAUUGUGUUCGUUCUUUACUCUUUUACCAGUCUAUAGUACCGUGCAUAUUGUUUACAAUUUUUUUGUUGGACGUUUUCACUGGCAGUAUCUGUUAAAAGCAUUGUUUUAAUAAAAUUGCAUUAUAACGUUAUGCACCUACUGGAUUGUUUUAAUUAUUUUUAGUUAAAUAUAUAGACAAUUUUUACCACGAAACAAAAAAUAAACCAGUACAGCAUACAAACUGAUUUCGGAGGCGAAAGUACCAGCGAUGUCAGUUGAUUAUUUUUAUUUUACUAUUUCUCAACAUUAUAGCUAGUAUUAUUUUCAGAGUGAUACAUUUACGUCCAUUCAAUAUUUACCAGCUGUGAAAGGCGAAACUAAAAAAAACAAUAUAUUGAAAAAACAGAAAAAAAAGUCUAUUGCAUAAAGUUCUAAGUUCUAUUGCAUAGAAUAUUAUAUUUAUAUUUAUUUUUAUAUUUUAGACAAAUAAUUUCUACAAAACCAUAUUGGAUAAAUCUGUUACACCAGCAAGGGAAAAUAAAGCGGAGAUCAAUCUGAUGUAUAUACAACAAAAUGAACGAAACUAUGUGUGGAUGAAGUCAAUUGACAAAAAUGAUACAAAUUAUUGCGUCAUACAUCACUAUAAGAUUAAGAUAUAGAAAGGGCUACACCUAAUGAAUAGUAUUUUGAAAUUUAACUGUAUUAAAAUAUAGUUAUCUAUUAAAUUUUUAUAAAUUUUCAAAUAGAAAAUUUCAAUUUGCUUAAUUAAAUUAAAAACAUAUAAAAAUGGCUCUUAAGACCAAAAUAUAACAAAAAUGAAUAAGGCGAUUCAGACAGGAUUAGAGAGGUUCACAAAUGAUCCACUAACUACUAUUAGCAAUUAUAAAGUAUAAAAUUUAAAUAUUUCUAUUUCUUCAAACAAAAAAAAUUUGAAUACUAUUCUAUUUUCAUUAUUUGACAAAAAUAUUAAUAUAAAAAUGAAUAUUUGAUCAUUAUUUUAUUUAUAUUUAUUAUAUUUUAACUGGAAUAUUUAUCCAAUUAUACCUUAUAUCAGUGGUCUUCAUCCAAUAGGUUGCGUAAGCUUUCUUUUUAAAAAAUUUAAAUUAAGUUUAUACCACUAUAUAAGGUAUACAAAUAAUUGUUUAAUUAUUAAACUUAAAAAAUUAAUAAAUAAAAAUACAUUUUAAAAUUAAUUGUAAUAUAUUAUUUAUAAACAAUAUUAUAUAAUUUAUAUUCUAUAAUAUAAUAUUAUAAUGGAUAUCAAAUCACAGUAAAUGUUUCAUAUAAUAGUUUGAUUCUACAUAGUAUAAUAUUAAAUAUAAUAAUUUACGAGUAAACCGUGCUAGUUAUAAAAUUAAUAUAUUAUAUUGUUAUUGUUAAAGAGUCCUAUUACCUACAUACAUUAUCGAUGUUGUUGCUGUGUUUGAAUGAAAUAUUAUAAAUAUUAGUGGCUUUAUGUUUCUAGUUAUAUUUAUAAAUUCAUUAAAAAGUUUGUUUUUCGUUUAUUUCGUCAAUAUUGAAGUUUUCUAUUAUUUCAGUUAUAAUAGUACUAUUAAAAAGUAUUAAGUAAUAUUAGUUUUUUUUUCUGUAUAUGAAACGUGUUGUACACAAUCUUGUCUUUGUUUUAUAUAUUAGUAUGUACUCAUCUUAUAUUUAUGCUUAUUAUUUUAUACUCUUGUUAGAUUAGAAAUUAGACUACUCCUAUCAUCUGGAACUAUACUAUAGAGUAACUUAUUAGACUGAUUAGAGUAAUCUUUCACAAUAACAAAUUAAUUGAACUGUUAGGUAGGUAGGUACUAUAAUUAUAUUAAAAAUUAUUUUUCUAAAAUUCUAGGUAAUACUAAAAUAUAAAAUAAGUAUAAAAUGAUUCUAUAGAAACAUUAGAUUAGGUUGAAUGUCCCAAGGUACACCUAAAUAAUAAAAUCAUUUUAAACUCAACUGCAUUUAAUGUGAUUAUGAUUUUUCUUGUACUGUUUCAUAAUACAGAAGAAUAGAAAAAAAAAAUGUUUCUGAUUUUUUUUUUUUUUAUAAAAUUAUAACUUUUACAGAUGUGAUUACAGUAUGUGAUACAAGUGUGAUUGAAAUAGAGGGUCACCUCAACUAUCAAUUGGUUUCAGUUAUCUCGACUAAUACGACGGGUAACUAUUUUGGUAUUCUGUUACCCACCGUCAUGAUUUGUUAACAAAUUGGAGUUUAUUUUUAACUAAAAUCAUAAAUAAAUUCGCACUUGAUUAACAAUUAUUUUUGGUUGAUUUUUGACUUUAAACGUAAACACAUAAUCAUGUUUAUGUAAAAGUAGGUAUAACUCGCUACAAGUAUGAGCUCAGGAUUUUUAACCGAAAAUAAACCCACUUUUGUUAGAAAACUCAUGUCAAGUAGGUAACAUGGCUUUACCUGCUCAUGUCGGACUUUUAACUGAAAACAAAUAGCCAAAUUUGGGUACGUGUAGUGUUGAGAUAAUUGGCAAUCGUAGGUGGUAAUCAAACAAUUUUAUUGUAAGGGUGGG
Cinara cedri is the source of this 19989-nucleotide messenger RNA. NCBI's taxonomy places the organism in Eukaryota, Metazoa, Arthropoda, Insecta, Hemiptera, Aphididae. The record is from the annotation of a GenBank genome assembly.